AAGCUUGCACAGUCACAUGUUUUAAUAUGUCAGCUGGACUCUUAUGAGUGUCACCAAAGUUCAUCAGCAAAGCCUUCAUGUUCUCACUGUGUCCCUGUCACUGUGAAUUCAAGAGCCACUCCCCCCUUUUCUCUUUGCACGUACAGUGCCACUGAGAGUAGUGGGUUUGGAGAGCAGCUCCCAGAGAGGUGGAAAGAGGGGAAAAGCUUUCAGCCAGGGCUUUUGCUUUCUUCCUGUGAUGCUGAGAGAAACCAUAAGAGGGAUGCAAGAAAGGGUAGGGAAGAGUGGGACAAAGGAAUCAGGAAGACAGAAGCAAUGUAGAGAGUGAGGUUUCAUCAGAUAAGUGGUUUAUUUUCAUUCUAGCACUUUUUCUGAUUAAGGGGUGGGACUCUGAGCUGGGAGGCUUGGCUAAAAGCUCGGAGCUCCACUUUCAGGAGCACUUUGUAAGACCAGCUUCCAGUGUGUUGGAGAGGACUUGUGGUGCCAGCAACCCAACUGCUUUGAGGCUGAGUGAAGUCUUGGUGGCAAGAUUUGAAACAGACACACCAGUCAACAUGAGCACAGCAGGAAAAGUUAUCAGAUGCAGAGCUGCUGUUGCCUGGGCCGUGGGCAAAGAACUCUCUGUCGAGGAGGUGGAGGUUGCCCCUCCAAAGGCAGGUGAAGUCCGGAUCAAGAUUGUGGCCACAGGCAUCUGUCACACAGACGAACACGUUUUGAAAGGUUGCUUUCCCAAUGUGGAAUUCCCAGUUAUCCUAGGCCAUGAAGGAGCUGGGAUUGUGGAAAGUGUUGGAGAAGGAGUGACCUCUGUGAAACCAGGAGACAAAGUCAUUCCCCUUUGCGUCCCUCAGUGUGGGGAAUGCAGCUUCUGCCUGAAUCCCGAAUCCAAUAACUGCCUGAAAUCCCAUCUCUCUGAACCACAAAACCUGAUGCCUGACAAAACCACCCGGUUCACUUGCAAAGGGAAGCAGAUCCACCACUUCGUGUGGGUCAGCACCUUUGCAGAAUACACCGUGGUCCCAGAGUACGCCGUUGCCAAGAUAGAUCCUGCAGCACCUCUGGACAAAGUCUGCUUGCUCGGCUGUGGGUUUUCCACAGGCUAUGGGGCUGCCAUCAACACUGCCAAGGUAAAGCCAGGCUCCACCUGUGCCAUCUUCGGCCUCGGAGGAGUUGGCCUCUCUGUUGUCAUGGGCUGCAAGGCAGCUGGAGCUUCCCGCAUCAUUGCCGUGGAUAUCAACAAGGACAAGUUUGCCAAGGCCAAGCAGCUGGGAGCCACCGACUGCAUCAACCCUCGAGACUGCCAGAAGCCCAUCCAGGAGGUGCUCACUGAGAUGACAGGACAGGGUGUGGACUACUCCUUUGAGGCCAUUGGCCUCAAAGAAACCAUGAUUGCUGCCCUGGCCUCCUGCAAUAUGAACACUGGCAUCUGUGUGAUGAUUGGGGUACCGGAUUCUGCUUCAGCGAUUUCCCUUGAUCCUAUGCUUCUGCUGACUGGGCGUACAUGGAAGGGGUCAAUGCUUGGAGGCUGGAAGAUGAGAGAUUGUAUCCCCAAAUUAGUUUCCAGUUAUUUGGAGAAGAAAUUCAAUUCAGACUUGCUGAUCACGCACACGCUGCCCUUCGCUAAAGUGAACGAGGGAUUUGAGUUGUUGCGGGCAGGAAAAAGUAUUCGCAGCGUCCUGCUCUUCUGAGGGACACAGCCAUGGAAAGCUGAGAGGAGGCACCAGCCCAGCAGAUGCUCUCCUGGCCCAGCCCCUUCUCAACCAGCCCCUCACCUGGUGGGGCACAAGGAGAUGACAAUAAGGAACUCGCCUAUGCUGGUGUUGCUGCUGGUCCUCCUGUGCAAGACCCAGAAG
This is a messenger RNA of Pseudopipra pipra, 1850 nucleotides long. RefSeq names its product alcohol dehydrogenase 1-like. Gene Ontology annotation, molecular function: all-trans-retinol dehydrogenase (NAD+) activity; zinc ion binding. The record is from RefSeq and is a predicted model, not a curated record. Gene Ontology annotation, biological process: retinoic acid metabolic process; retinol metabolic process. Gene Ontology annotation, cellular component: cytosol. The transcript is spliced from 9 exons. Lineage: Eukaryota; Metazoa; Chordata; Aves; Passeriformes; Pipridae. Bases 555 to 1685 code for a protein of 376 amino acids.